Tupaia belangeri chinensis (Chinese tree shrew) is the source of this 2021-nucleotide messenger RNA. Its product is annotated as triadin. Gene Ontology annotation, biological process: regulation of release of sequestered calcium ion into cytosol by sarcoplasmic reticulum; regulation of cardiac muscle cell membrane potential; heart contraction. Lineage: Eukaryota; Metazoa; Chordata; Mammalia; Scandentia; Tupaiidae. The transcript has 8 exons. The coding region runs from base 247 to 1116 and encodes 289 amino acids. Gene Ontology annotation, cellular component: junctional sarcoplasmic reticulum membrane; sarcoplasmic reticulum; plasma membrane. Gene Ontology annotation, molecular function: signaling receptor binding. The record is from RefSeq and is a predicted model, not a curated record.
UUGAAGCUGAUACUUCUAGCUGAGCCACAAGUGCUGGUUGUAAAGGGCUUAGGUUGUUUCCAGGGGGAGAACUCUGCAGAGAAGAGACAAAGUUCAACAGGACAACAAAGAAGCAGCCGAAACAACCAGGAAAACGAAGAGCCCUCCGGUUCGAAAACAGAACCCCCUACCAGAGUUCUCUAAAGUAUUCUGCAAAGUGCUGUUUGACUGCAAGUUUUCACCUGACUUUUACUUUCUACGACCACCAUGACUGAGAUCACUGCUGAAGGAAAUGCAUCCACAACCACAACUGUGAUAGACAGCAAAAAUGGGUCUGUGCCCAAGUCCCCUGGAAAAGUGCUGAAGAGGACAGUCACAGAGGACAUUGUGACGACGUUCAGCUCCCCUGCAGCCUGGCUUCUGGUCAUUGCGUUGAUUAUCACGUGGUCAGCUGUUGCCGUUGUUAUGUUUGAUUUAGUGGAUUAUAAAAACUUUUCAGCAAGCUCUAUUGCCAAGAUUGGUUCAGAUCCUUUAAAGUUCGUGCAUGAUACAGUGGAGGAAACCACAGACUGGAUUUAUGGCUUCUUUUCUUUGUUGUCUGACAUCAUCUCAUCUGAAGGUGAUGAAGAAGAUGACGAUGGAGAUGAGGACAUUGAUAAAGGAGAAAUAGAGGAGCCUCCCUUGAUAAAAAAAGAAAUUCACAAAGAAAAGACUGAGAAGCUGGAGAAACCUGAGAAGAAAAUACAAACUAAAGUUACUCACAGAGAAAAAGAUAAAGACAGAGACAAAGACAAAGUAAAAGAAAAAGAAAAACCUGAAAAAAAAGUAACCCACAAGGAAAAAAUUGAGAAAAAAGGAAAACCAGAAACAAAGACAGUAGUAAAAGAAGAGAAGAGAGCUAAGACUAAAGAAAAGACUGAAGAAAAGACUAAAAAGGAAGUAAAAGGUGGGAAACAAGAGAAAGUGAAGCAAACAGCUGCAAAAGUAAAAGAAGUGCAAAAACCACCACCGAAACCCAAAGAGAAGGAAGACAAAGAGACUGUUGCUGUGUCAAAGCAUGAACAGAAAGGUAAACAUUCAGAGGAGGAGGCGGCUGGAGGCUCUAAGAGAAUAUUGGGCAAGAAGCAGAUGCAAUGAAAUUAAAAGCUAACAAGGACCAAACUCAGACUUCAAGUGGGGUAGAAGACUUACAUAAGUAAACACACCUGAAAAGAAAUACAAUAACUUGGGAAUUAAUACUCAUCUAUAGAAAUACUAAAACAUGUUCACUUAUCUAAAGAUGCAUUUUAAAGAUUUUUCUUAAAAAGGUGUUGAAUUAGCAUCUGAAGUUAUUAAAGGUUGGAGAUAAUGUCAAAUUCCUGGGAGAUGCGAUUUUUGUUCAGAGGUGCAAUAGAGAUUGUAUGUAUUAUUCUCUUUGGAGAAAAAGCAGUCAAGAAAUAAGUGACGAUUCUCAAGGAGUUUGUUAAGAGUGUAUGUUCAAUCCAUAGAAUAAAUAAUAUAAAAAUAAUCCAUACAUUCCUGAUGCUCUGCAACAGCACAUCACUUAGAAUAUACAUCAUUAAAUGUAUUUAAUUGAAUAGGCAAGAAGUUAUAGAGAAAAUACCCUUCAAGUUUCUUUUGCCAGUUUCCACUGACAAGAUGUCAGAAAACUCUGAAGUCUGCAUAUUGUGCUACUGUUCAAUUAGAAUGACGUCAAACCUUUAUCCCACUUCACAGAAUUUUACCAUUUAAAUGGGAGUAGAAUCUAUACUUGAUAUUCUUUAUGAAAGGGUGCUAGGUAAAUCUAAAAGGGUAGAGUUUUAAGAGGGCAAUUAAAGGACUUACGGUAUCCAUCUCUGACCUUUGUGGCAUCUUCUCUUUCCUAAGUCUGUUUCUGAGUCCAUGUCACUAAAAAGUUGUUAGAAUCCCACUGUAGAAUGUGGAGAAACUAUUCCUAUGAAUGAUAUUUCUUGGGAGUGUUGCAAAAAAUACAAUUUUCUUUACUGUGAUAGCACUUUUGAAUAAUUUCAACUGAGAACUAAAAUCAAGAAAUUAUUUUCUAU